Notothenia coriiceps (black rockcod) is the source of this 2546-nucleotide messenger RNA. RefSeq names its product sodium/potassium-transporting ATPase subunit alpha-3. Gene Ontology annotation, biological process: intracellular potassium ion homeostasis; proton transmembrane transport; sodium ion export across plasma membrane. Gene Ontology annotation, molecular function: ATP hydrolysis activity; P-type sodium:potassium-exchanging transporter activity; ATP binding. Lineage: Eukaryota; Metazoa; Chordata; Actinopteri; Perciformes; Nototheniidae. Bases 18 to 2480 code for a protein of 820 amino acids. The record is from RefSeq and is a predicted model, not a curated record. Gene Ontology annotation, cellular component: plasma membrane. The transcript has 16 exons.
UUCUGGUUUGCAACUACAUGUUUUCUCUCUCUCUCUGUUUCCAGGUGGAUAACUCCUCCCUAACAGGAGAGUCAGAGCCUCAGAGCCGGUCACCUGACAAUACCCAUGACAACCCCCUCGAGACCCGAAACGUCGCUUUCUUCUCCACCAACUGCGUGGAAGGCACAGCUCGUGGUAUUGUUAUCUGCACCGGUGACCACACAGUCAUGGGUCGCAUUGCCACCCUGACCUCUGGCCUGGAGACCGGAAAGACCCCCAUCGCCAAAGAGAUCGAGCAUUUCAUCCACAUCAUCACCGGUGUGGCUGUCUUCCUGGGCGUUACCUUCUUUAUCCUGGCCAUCGUCCUGGGUUACAGCUGGCUGGAGGCCGUCAUCUUCCUCAUCGGCAUCAUCGUGGCUAACGUGCCCGAAGGGCUGCUGGCUACUGUCACUGUGUGUCUGACCCUGACUGCUAAGCGUAUGGCGAAGAAGAACUGCCUGGUGAAGAAUCUGGAAGCUGUGGAAACCCUCGGCUCCACCUCCACCAUCUGCUCCGACAAGACAGGAACCCUGACCCAGAACAGGAUGACCGUGGCCCACAUGUGGUUCGACAACCAGAUCCACGAGGCCGACACCACGGAGGACCAGUCUGGUGCCUCUUUCGACAAGAGCUCCGUGACGUGGCUGAGUCUGGCUCGUGUUGCUGGUCUGUGUAACCGCGCUCAGUUCAAAGCGGGACAGGACGCCCUGCCCAUCCUGAAGCGUGACGUGGCCGGAGACGCCUCAGAGUCCGCGCUGCUGAAGUGCAUCGAGCUGUGCUGCGGCUCCGUGAGAGCCAACAGGGACAGGAAUAAGAAGGUGGCCGAGAUCCCCUUCAACUCCACCAACAAAUACCAGCUGUCAAUACACGAGACUGAAGAUACCAACGAUAACCGCUACCUGCUGGUGAUGAAGGGCGCCCCCGAGAGGAUCCUGGACUGCUGCUCCACCAUCAUGGUGCAGGGCAAGGAGCAGCCCAUGGACGAAGAGCUCAAGGAGUCUUUCCAGAACGCCUACAUGGAGCUUGGAGGCCUCGGAGAGAGAGUGCUGGGUUUCUGCCACACGAUGCUCGCAGAGGAUCAAUACCCCAAGGGCUUCGCCUUCGACACGGAUGAUGUCAACUUCCAGACAGACCAGCUUUGCUUCAUCGGCCUCAUGUCCAUGAUCGACCCUCCCCGUGCUGCUGUGCCUGAUGCUGUUGGAAAAUGCCGAUCUGCUGGAAUCAAGGUCAUCAUGGUCACUGGAGAUCACCCUAUCACUGCCAAGGCCAUUGCCAAGGGAGUGGGCAUCAUCUCCGAGGGCAACGAGACCGUGGAGGAUAUCGCAGCUCGUCUCAAUAUCCCCGUCAGCCAGGUCAACCCCAGGGAUGCCAAAGCCUGUGUGAUCCACGGCACAGACCUCAAAGAUCUGUCUCAGGAUCAGAUGGACGACAUCCUGAGGAACCACACAGAGAUUGUAUUCGCCAGGACGUCCCCUCAGCAGAAGCUCAUCAUCGUAGAGGGCUGCCAGCGACUGGGUGCCAUUGUGGCCGUGACAGGCGACGGUGUGAAUGACUCUCCCGCUCUGAAAAAGGCCGACAUCGGUGUUGCCAUGGGUAUCUCCGGCUCAGACGUGUCCAAACAGGCCGCUGACAUGAUCCUGUUGGACGACAACUUUGCCUCCAUCGUGACAGGAGUGGAAGAAGGUCGUUUGAUCUUUGAUAACCUGAAGAAGUCCAUCGCCUACACCCUGACCAGCAACAUCCCAGAGAUCACACCCUUCCUGCUGUUCAUCUGCGCCAACAUCCCCCUGCCCCUGGGAACCAUCACCAUCCUCUGCAUUGACCUGGGAACUGACAUGGUGCCAGCCAUCUCCUUGGCCUAUGAGACCGCAGAGAGCGACAUCAUGAAGCGUCAGCCCAGGAACCCCUUCAGGGACAAGCUGGUGAACGAGAGGCUCAUCAGCAUCGCUUAUGGACAAAUUGGUAUGAUCCAGGCUGUUGCAGGCUUCUUCGCCUACUUUGUCAUCUUGGCUGAAAAUGGUUUCCUGCCCAGUAAACUAGUCGGCAUCAGGCUCAACUGGGACGACCGCUCUGUCAACGACCUGGAAGACAGCUACGGGCAGCAAUGGACAUACGAGCAGAGGAAGAUUGUGGAGUUCACCUGCCACACAGCCUUCUUCGUCAGUAUCGUGGUGGUGCAAUGGGCCGAUGUGAUCAUCUGCAAGACCCGACGUAACUCUGUGUUCCAGCAGGGCAUGAGGAACAAGAUCUUGAUCUUCGGCCUGUUUGAAGAGACAGCCCUGGCUGCCUUCCUGUCCUACUGCCCCGGCAUGGAUGUGGCACUCAGGAUGUAUCCUCUAAAGCCUAGCUGGUGGUUCUGUGCGUUCCCCUAUAGUUUCCUCAUCUUUGUUUAUGAUGAAGUCCGAAAACUCCUCCUCCGUAGGAACCCCGGAGGUUGGGUGGAAAGGGAGACAUACUAUUGAUCGAUGGAGCAUCUCUGCUCAAACCCCCUACAUCUCCACUUAUUUCUCCCCCCCCCUCCCCCCUGU